This is a messenger RNA of Chinchilla lanigera (long-tailed chinchilla), 3405 nucleotides long. It is a transcript of the gene Tmem215, whose product is annotated as transmembrane protein 215. NCBI's taxonomy places the organism in Eukaryota, Metazoa, Chordata, Mammalia, Rodentia, Chinchillidae. The record is from RefSeq and is a predicted model, not a curated record.
AGAACAAGGGGCAACUGCUGAAGACAUCUCCGAAGGGACCCCGACUUUCUUCCCCUGCUGCGGAGGGGAGGCAGGAAAACUCAGAAGGAGGAGCGCCGCUCCCGGCCAGCCAGCAGCCCCACCUGCAUGGAGUGAAGGAUGCGGCCCGACGACAUUAACCCGAGGACUGGGCUGGUGGUGGCUCUGGUCAGUGUCUUCCUGGUCUUCGGUUUCAUGUUCACCGUCUCUGGGAUGAAGGGCGAGACUCUGGGAAACAUCCCCCUCCUGGCCAUCGGGCCGGCCAUCUGCCUGCCGGGCAUCGCAGCUAUCGCCCUGGCCAGGAAGACGGAAGGGUGCACCAAGUGGCCGGAGAACGAGCUGCUCUGGGUCCGCAAACUGCCCUGCUUCCGGAAACCCAAGGACAGGGAGGUGGUGGAGCUGCUGCGGACCCCUUCGGACCUUGAGUCAGGCAAAGGAAGUUCAGAGGAGCUGGCUAAGAAGGCAGGCCUCCGGGGGGAAACGCUCCCCCAGGCGCACAGUGAGGUGCCCCCGGCCGGCUCCGUCGCCACGCACACACCCACGGAGGAAGAAGGCCGGAGCCUCGUCCACAGUGCGCACCAGGAGGAGACGUCCCGGUACCUGGGUGGCUACUGUCCCUCGGGCAGUUCUCUCGCCUACAGUGCCUUGGACGCCAAGUGCUCCUCUGCCUGGGACAGAUCUGAGUGCCCCGAGCCAGAGGACAGCAUCUUCUUCGUGCCCCAGGACAGUAUCAUCGUCUGCUCCUACAAGCAGAACAGUCCCUAUGACCGGUACUGUUGUUACAUCAAUCCGAGCCAGGGCAGGUGGGACCAUGAGACGAUCGUCUAAGCUCUGCGCGCAGGGGUGCUGUGGUGUUGACAGAAACAGCUAGGUCAGCUCCCAGUGGAUGGAAAUUGCUCUUCUCCGGCAGCCUUCACACGCCUAGAGACGGACGUGGUAUGUGACGGCUGUGCCAGCCUCCGGUGCCUGAAAGGCGUGUAAAUAGGCAUGCUGGGGACACGGCUUAGGGAAGGGUGAUGAGGAUUAAAGACCCUGGAAAAGGCAGAGGGUAGGAAAGGAAGCAGUUCCAGUUGGUUCUUUUGAACAAUUUGUACAAUGUCAAACCCUUGUGAAAUAACCCCAAAAUUCUUACUAGCACCUGUGGAAAGCGAGAUCAGUCCAGAGUGGGCUGUGAAUUCUCGGCACCAAGUGAGGCACGGGCCGCCCACGUGCAAACAGCUGCGUUAUGUCUGAAGAAGCCUAAAGAAAACCACUUCAGUGCUCCACUAUAGGAAACGAUUUUUGUCUGGUGAUAAGCUUUUCACUCUUGGUAAUUACUGAAAGGGAAAAAAUCAAGACAGACUAGUUAAGCCUGCCUCAGAAAGGACGGUUUUGGGAGAAAGGGAAGUUAAAAAUCUUGAACUGUAUAACUUUCCAUGGCAUUAUCCUCUGACAGAUCAUGGUUUCAAAUAAAAUAAGUGUGACCAGUUAUGUGAAAGACUAAUAUUUUAGGUGGCAUAUUUUACUUCUUAAACUCAUCAUUUAAACUGAUGUAUUGGGUGUUUAUAUGAAAUUUGUUAGCAUUUACUAUUAUUCAUGUGUAAUUUCCUUACCAGGUGCAAAAUGGCUUGAUGUAACAUUUUCAUAGAUUAGAAUUUGUUUUAAAUCAAGACAAGAUGAAUUUUACAUAUGUACUCAAAUGUCUUCAGCAUUUCUGGGAGAUGUGUCCUGGUAGCCACUAGAAGCUUUUUAAAAUUUGAGACAUACAUGUUAGCGCUGAAUGUUAUGCAAAAUGUGUAUGAAAUGCAAUAGUUAAACCUUUGGAAGCCUCAUUAUUUGUACAUCUGUUCAACACUCCACAGAAUACAAAUGCCAGUGAAACGAGAGUUAAUCUACUAAACUUAAUUGAAGCCCAGAUUUUAUUAAGUUCUCCAAAUCAAUGAGCUUUGUAUGAUGAAAGUAUAUUUCAUACUUUUUUGCAUCUGAGGGGAAACAUCACCAUGGUAUCCUAAAAUUUAUUUUCUACUUAUUUCUCUUGUUCAACUAUAAUAGAUAAAAGGACAAUGAACCAAAAUACCCUAUAACCCCUGCCACAGAAGCACAUUGAGUUAUAUAUAAGAACGGUGAUAGAUUUCAUCUUGAAGAUGAGAAUUAUUUUGUAUCCCUCAAAGGAUGACAGUUUUAAGUUACUAGAUGGUUUCAGUCACCCCCAAAAGGUGAAUUGAGGACAAAAGUUUGGAACUUAUCUCUUUUAUAGAUUUCAAGUCCAACUCUGUAAUUCUUUCAUAGGUAUACCAAUUGUUCUGUCAUGGAAAUUAUGCUCUUAAAAAUCAAACUUUUCAGAUCCAGUUCAGGAUCUAAAGUAGAUGACUUUUUAAUAGGGCUUAAAUGUCAAAAAGUGAGAUGUGUGAUUUUGGGCAAUUAUCUCCUCAUACCUCAAUUUGCUACUACAUGAAAGGGAUGAGGCAGUGGAACUGAUUUGUACCAAAGUGUUUCUGUCAUUUAUUCUGAGGUUUAAUAUUCUGUGUUUUACCAAAGGCACUUUAGUUGUGGCAGAAAAUGAGUUACAGCAAAAUGCAUGCCAAAGUUAUGCAGUUUUAUAACCGAACUUAGGUGACAUGGAUUGAAUUGCUACUAUUUAAUGAAGUUUUAUAGAUGUAUAAACCCGGAUGUGUCUGACUACCAAGUAUUAUUUAUUCAAUACAAUACUUUCUUGGGAAUAAAGUUGAAAAAGUUAGGAGUAAAAUAUUUUUGAGGAGAAGCUUCUAAAUGUUCAGAUAGCCCAAAGUAGUAUAAUGUACAGCCUUGCAAAAAUGUAAUUGAAAAAAAAAAUGUAAUUGAAUUCGGAUUUGGGAUGGGGAGAGAUAGUGUCCUAAAACCAUAAUACUUUUUAAUAAUUCUAAAGCAGUUUGAAAGCAGGAAAUAAUAUUUCUAUAAAGGAGAAAAUUUCCGGUAACUCUUAGAAACAAAAACUUCCCCUAAAGUGUUUGCUACUGUUGACAUCUUAAGAAGAGGAGAGAAAGCAAGACAGAUGUUUGAAGAAAUAGUGACUACACAGGUCUGAGAGGUAUGGCUCGAGAUUUGGAAAGUUACUUUCUGAUUUAUUGGAACCAGCUAAAACUCCUUCAUAUAACACACACACACAGAGAGACAGAGAGAGACAGAGAGAGGGUCCCAUCCCAAGUCCAGGGCCACCUGCUAGUUUAGAGAUAUUAUGUAUGCUAUCACGUUCUCAAAUUCCAUCUCAGAAGUCCAUUUCAGGUUUCUUCUUCACCCACCUACUUAAGGCACUGAAGGCAUCCGUCCUGUGUGCGUGGAAGGGAGUGUUCUGUGCUAAAGUAAUUGUUCACAAAUGCUGGGCUGGAGGCUGAGCUUUGCUAACCAGAAAGAAUAAAACGUGUGAUUGUG